Messenger RNA from Xiphias gladius (swordfish), 2053 nucleotides. RefSeq names its product lysophosphatidylcholine acyltransferase 4 (gene lpcat4). Gene Ontology annotation, molecular function: calcium ion binding; 1-acylglycerophosphocholine O-acyltransferase activity. The transcript is spliced from 13 exons. NCBI's taxonomy places the organism in Eukaryota, Metazoa, Chordata, Actinopteri, Istiophoriformes, Xiphiidae. Gene Ontology annotation, cellular component: endoplasmic reticulum. Bases 334 to 1890 code for a protein of 518 amino acids. Gene Ontology annotation, biological process: phosphatidylcholine acyl-chain remodeling. The record is from RefSeq and is a predicted model, not a curated record.
UGUGUGUUUUCUCCAUGUGGAGGGUAGAUAGUGUUGUAGUUUGUUUUUAGUUUAAUAUUGCUGUUAAUUUUUUUUCGCCGUCUUUCUUUUUUUGUUUCUUCGGGAAACUCUUCCCAACCGUUGCUAGUUUGUUUUAGCUAACCGUUAGUUUUGUUUUUUUAAAUUUGACUGCGCAAGACCCUUAAACGGCUUUUUAAAAAAGGAAAAAAAGCGUGGCAUUGUCCACACUUAAGAACAACUUGUUCUCCUUUUCGUACUCAAUAACUUUGACGGGAGUGUGAUUUCGUAGACUUCUCUCGUUAAACUUGCGGCGUCAGGUUGUGCCUCGUCGCCAUGGAGGGUUACGGCUGUCACUCGGCAACGCAGGAGCAUCCACAUCCGUUCGUUCACGAAGUGAGACUCACCGGGGCGCAGAGGAUCAGGGGCAUAAUUCUGGGCAGCAUCCUCUUCCCUCUACGCGUCACACUGACAGCCUUUUUCUUCCUCCUCAUAUGGCCUUUCGCCCGGCUGCGAAUGGCCGGCCUGUCUGAGGAGGACCGCUCUCAGCCCAUCACGGGCUGGCGGCACUGGCUGCUCCACCCGAUCGUUUUGCUGCUGAGCCGAGCCGCCUUCUUCUCCCUAGGCUUCCUGUGGGUGAAGGUCAAAGGUUGCAGAGCAGAUCUGAAGGAGGCACCGGUGCUGGUGGUGGCGCCUCACAGUGGCUUUCUGGACAUGCUGGUCCUGUGCUUAACCCAGCUGGCAACGGUGGUGUCGCGGUCGGAGAACACCAACCUGCCAGUCAUAGGAGCUUUGCUUGAGUUCAACCAGUCUGUGCUAGUGAGCAGGAAGGAUCCAGAGUCGAGGAAAAAGGCAGUCACCCAGCUCACAGAGAGGCUGACGUCCAAUGGCCACUGGCCUCAGAUGCUGAUGUUUCCAGAGGGAACCACAACUAACGGCCGCGUUCUCAUCAAAUUCAAGCCUGGUGCCUUCCUUGCCGGAGUCCCGGUCCAACCUGUUCUGUUGCGUUACCCCAACAAACAGGAUACUGUUCGCUGGACAUACAAAGGAACAACCUGGACUGAGGCACUGUGGCACACAACUUCACAGUUCUACACCAACAUGACUGUUGAGUUCCUACCAGUUUACAACCCUUCCCAGGAAGAGAAGAAUGACCCCAACUUGUAUGCGGACAAUGUUCAGAAACUCAUGGCCAAGGCCCUCGGGGUCCCAGCUACAGAUUAUGUGAUGGAGGGCGGAGUUCCUGUCAGUAAACUGGGCGGUCUCUCUCUCCCACUGGAGUCUCCUGCCAGGAAAACACUCUCAAUGAUGCACAAAAACGGCCUGGAGUCAUUUGAAGUGGAAGCAGCACUGGACCGAAUGAUUGACAGGUAUCACUCAGGAGCUCAGGGGUCAAAGGCCAGUGCAGAGGAGCUCGCCUCUAUUCUCGGACUGACAGAUAGAGAGACAGCCGUCAAAGUCUGUGGCCUCUACUCCAAGGAUGAAAGUGUGGACUUCAGACAGUUUUAUUUGAGUGUUGCCGUCCUCUCAGGAUUUGUCAGCUUCAAAUCACUACUUCACACUGCUUUCGAUAUGUUUGACAGGGAAGGCAGAGGCAGUCUGAGUGCAGAGGAGUUGUCAGACCUAAUGGGGGCGCUGCUGGGUGUUUCCCAGCACAGCACUGCUGAGCUGUACAUGGAGGCCUCCAAUCAAGGCGAGCUUACUGAAGAAAAUCUGCUGCGAGUGCUGACGACCCACCCGACCUAUCAGAGAGUGGUGAAUGAGUACCUGCAGCCGGAGGAGGCGGGCUCUCACCUGCCAUUCACUCCGCUGGCCAAUGGGAAGGCUGUGAACAACAACGGAAACAUUGACAACAGCAGCGGACCCCUUCACUACAAGAAAAAGUUUGAAUGAGGAUUUUUCUCUGAAUCUUAAGGGAAAGUCAGAUUCCUCUUUUUGCUGGAUGUUAAGUCAAGUGUUUUAUGUGCUUAGCAUCCUCGAGUGCAGUUACGGAGCUGUUCAAACCAGAAUAAUCGUCGACAAAGGAUUGUAUUUUUAAAGUUUUGUGUCAAAUAGU